UAAAACCAGCGGCAUCUCGCGCGCUCUUCAGAAAGCUCCCAUCAGGUCACGCACAGUCACGCACGGACACAGACGGAGCGCGCGGGAUGCCUGCGAACUGACGAGCACCGUUCAUUAAACAACAGAGCAUCAGCAUCAUGACCAGGUCUGUGAGGGAGGAGCUCACGUCGGUGGAGUCGGACGAGCAGCGGGAGCUCUGCAGCCCUGCAGGCAGAGAGACGGAGAGGGCAGGAGCGGAAGCCGGGAUGGAGGAGGAGGAGGAGGAGGAGGAGGACCGACUCCACCACCCGGAGGAGGACGAGGAGGAAGACGACGAGGAAGAUGAGGAGGAAGAGGAGGACGGAGAGAACAAGCCCAAGAGGCGAGGGCCGAAGAAGAAAAAGAUGACCAAGGCUCGCCUUCAGAGGUUUAAGAUCCGUCGAAUGAAGGCCAACGCCCGGGAGAGAAAUCGCAUGCACGGGUUGAACGACGCUUUGGAGAGCCUCCGAAAAGUCGUCCCCUGUUACUCCAAGACCCAGAAACUGUCCAAAAUUGAGACCCUGCGCCUCGCCAAGAACUACAUCUGGGCUCUCAGUGAGAUCCUGCGGUCUGGCAAAGCCCCCGACCUAAUGAGUUUCGUCCAGGCACUUUGCAAAGGUCUUUCUCAGCCGACCACCAACCUGGUGGCAGGCUGCCUGCAGCUGAACCCUCGGACCUUCCUCCCGGAGCAGACACCCGACAUGCCCACGCACCUUCCCCCUGCCGGUGCCGCCGCGUAUCCCGGACACUUCUCUUACCAGAGCCCUGGACUGACAGCCGGUUUGCCCAGCCCCCCCUACGGUACCAUGGACCCUUCCCAUAUUUUCCACCAGGUCAAAGGUCAGCCAUACGGUUCCUUGGAACCCUUCUUCGAUGGAGUCCUGGUGUCCGACGGCCCGGCAUUUGACCCACCUCUCAGCCCGCCCCUGAGCAUCAAUGGUAACUUCUCGUCUUUCAAGCACGAGCCCGUCGCUGGCUCCGACUACGACAAGAGCUUUUCCUUCAGCGUGCACUACGGAGGCGGAGGAGCCGGUGGCCAUCCCUCCAUCUAUGGCAGCGGGGGGCCCAACCCACGGUGCGGUGAGCUCCAGGUGGAACAACUGAUGGGGUUUGACGGACACUCACACCACGAACGGCUGAUGAACGCCCAGUUAAACGCCAUUUUUCAUGACUCCUGAGGAUGAAGGACCGUGAAACUGAUGAAGACUGAGAGACCGUGCCAUGAGAAGACCACUAUCUUUUCAUUGCUGUCUUGUUUUUCAUCUUUCUGUCCUCAUCAAGGUCUUUAACUUCUCUUUAUGAUGGCAGUUCAACAGUUGCCAUAACCUUCUCUGUAGCGCUUCACCUGGCAGGAGUCGCUCUUCGAAUGUCUUGUCAGUGUCCAUAUUAUCAUUUAAAAAUAAUCAACAAUCAAUGAGCAAUAAUCUGGAGAAAACUAUGCAAUUUUGUGAAAAAUCUGGGCAAUGCUCGGACGAUGAUUCCAAAUGUUGAAAGAAUAAAGACUUUUCUAUAUUUUUGGGGUCUGUGAGUGAGGCGUUGUUGGGCUGUUGUCGGGCUGAAGUGUUAUCCUCGUUCAUGUUGUUUUUAAGUUUUUGCUUUUUUUAUGGUUUCUGUAGUGUUAUGUUAUCAUUUCAUGUGACUCUUGUUCAUAUUUUAUAAGAUAGAUGUUUAUAAAGGCCUUUUAUUAAAAGGAAUUUCACGUCA
Molecule: messenger RNA, 1722 nt
Organism: Poeciliopsis prolifica (blackstripe livebearer)
Lineage: Eukaryota; Metazoa; Chordata; Actinopteri; Cyprinodontiformes; Poeciliidae
Gene: neurod1
Product: neuronal differentiation 1
Exons: 4
Coding region: 138-1196 (352 amino acids)
Biological process (GO): regulation of DNA-templated transcription; nervous system development
Molecular function (GO): protein dimerization activity
Source: RefSeq, a predicted model, not a curated record